GCAGGACAAUCUGGGAAGAGAGAGAGAGAGAGAGCGAGAGAGGGAAGAAAUUGAUGGAGUUAUCUUGUUCUUGUACGUCGCUAACGUCUUCUUCCCUUCUCCCGACAAAGUCCUCCUCUCUCUCCUCCUCAAACUCCCUCUUCUUCUCCAACGCCUCCGCUGCUCUCUCGAGAAAGAAAAAUCCCAUCUCGGCGUCCGUACAGAGAGCUGGCUCCACAUCAAGGCGAGGCCUCGGUUGCCGGUGCCUUUUCGGGCUCGGCGUGCCGGAGCUCGUCGUCAUCGCCGGCGUCGCCGCCCUCGUCUUCGGCCCGAAGCAGCUGCCCGAGAUCGGGCGGAACAUUGGGAAGACUGUCAAAAACUUUCAGCAGGCAGCCAAAGAAUUCGAGACGGAGCUGAAAAAGGAACCUGAAGAUGUGAGUAUUCCCUGUCCUCCUGAAGGCCCCAAAGCUGUUAGCAACGGAAACCAGAAAGGGGACCCUGAUUCUUGAAACAUCAGGCACAAAAGAAAAUGCUCGAAAUCAUGAGAUUUGAUUUAUUUCCUGAGAGUCUCCGUAGUUCUAGUAUUUGUAUUUAUAGUUUGCCGCUGUAUAUUCUUCUCGAGCUAUGGAUAAUGCAACGGUGUUCGACUGAACAAUUCGCAGUCUCCUAGCAGUUUAUUGACUUUGUGCUAUGAGAAAAUUUGUAAUUUCAGUAUCUCAGGAGUUAUUUUCUGUUUACCAUGCCGUUUCUUGUCAAGGGAAUAUUUCCGAGGUGCUAUGAGAAUAUAUGCUACUAUGUUAAAAAUA
Molecule: messenger RNA, 785 nt
Organism: Asparagus officinalis (garden asparagus)
Lineage: Eukaryota; Viridiplantae; Streptophyta; Magnoliopsida; Asparagales; Asparagaceae
Product: sec-independent protein translocase protein TATA, chloroplastic-like
Exons: 2
Coding region: 54-488 (144 amino acids)
Biological process (GO): protein transport by the Tat complex
Cellular component (GO): membrane
Source: RefSeq, a predicted model, not a curated record